AUGGUUAACGGUAUGCUAAAUGUUAUUCUGCUAUAUGCAUGCACUCACGUCGGCAAAGCAUGCUUUUCAUCUGGAGUUUGUGGUGGUUAUAGUUGUACACAACCUGCGGCUCCUGUAUGUUCUGGCGGUUGUGCUGCCGGAUAUGCAUGUGGACAAUACGGAUGUUAUUCUAGAGCACGUGCACGAUCCUCGAGAAUACUUGAGGACGCAGUAAACGAUAAGCCCGGAGCUGAUGACACUAUUGCUGCUGUAGUUGCUGCUCCUGUUACAAAAGUACCUUUAAAAUUAUGA
This is a messenger RNA of Cercopithifilaria johnstoni, 291 nucleotides long. The record is from the annotation of a GenBank genome assembly. NCBI's taxonomy places the organism in Eukaryota, Metazoa, Nematoda, Chromadorea, Rhabditida, Onchocercidae.